Molecule: messenger RNA, 817 nt
Organism: Eruca vesicaria subsp. sativa (arugula)
Lineage: Eukaryota; Viridiplantae; Streptophyta; Magnoliopsida; Brassicales; Brassicaceae
Source: the annotation of a GenBank genome assembly
AAUGUCUCACAUUCUAUCGGAUAUCCAACUAAUUUUGGAUUCGAUUUGGAUAAUAUCCAUAAUCCGAAAUAAGCAAAGAUUCAUUGGGUAUUUAAGUUAGGUUGGGAUCUCUUUGGAUUCAUUUUUAUCUGAUAGGUUUCAGUUUAUUUACCCAGCGCUAGGUCUUGUUUCGAUUUUGUGUUGGCGACAUUUGUAGAGUGAAGGAGAAAAAGAGAGAAGAGAGAGAUAUGGCAUGGAGGGGAAACAUAUCGAAGUCUCUCAAAGAGCUCAGGAUUCUUCUCUGUCAAUCUUCUCCUGCUAGUGCUUCCACCAGGACGUUCGUGGAGAAGAACUACAAAGAAUUGAAGUCUCUGAACCCUAAGUUUCCCUUCCUGAUUCGAGAAUGUAGUGGGAUCCAGCCUCAGAUGUGGGCUAGAUAUGAUAUGGGUGUGGAGAGGUGUGUAAACUUGGAUGGAAUGAGCGAGACACAGAUUCUGAAGUCUCUUCAAGAUCUUGUGAAAGCUGGAGGAGCUACAAAAGCCUAAGGUUGUUUGUUUUUAGCUAUCUAGAUGAUCCCGAAUAAGCUAUAACUGGAAACACUAUUUGACAUUUCCUGUCAUUCUAUUACUUUGUAACUCUCUGGUGUCAUAUCCCCUUUUCGUUUGAGUUGUUUUCUUUGUGUGUUGAAUCCUUGAACUUGGUGGUAUAAAUGGAACCAUUCCGUAUGAUUGUUGAAUGCAUAGAAAUGAGGAUAUAAACAUAGCAAAGUGUAAAAACCAUUUAAAGCAAUUAUGAUUAUUGUGAGGAUUUUACUUAUCAAAAAAAAAAUUAUUGUGAG